GAACACAACUUUACAUCGCACUUUUCAAACUCAAUAUCAUGUCAAGUCUUGGCAUUUAGUCCAUUUUUGUGUUUCAUGUAAUAAGUGUAACAUUGCUAAUAUUUAUUGUUAGAAACAUGUUUGUGUUUUUCAAUUAUUGCACAGAUGGCAUUUGCUGUUCGCUUGUUGUUCUUCCUUUGUGUGAUCAAUGGACUGUUGAGUGGAGGCCAUUCGUUCUUUUUCAAUUAUUGGAAAGGUUGAAAAAAUUGUCAUUAAUAACUGUCCUAGAGGGUGGACGCAGUUCAAUUGUGAGUGCUACAUUUUCCAAGCGGAAGAGAGGGAGUUUCUUGAUGCAGAGAGUGUCUGUGGAGUUCUCGGUGGGAAUCUAGUCUCAAUCGAAAGUGCCCUGGAAAACAUAUUUGUUCAAGGACUUAUACCAGAGGGGGUUACUACAGCCUGGAUUGGAUACAAUGACGAAGAUGGGGAUGGUGGCUAUUUAUGGACUGAUACAACACCUCCUGAUGGUUUUUUAAACUUUAAUCCACAACCACCACCACCACUUCCUACUGGUGAAUGUACCACAAUUAAUGAGAAUGAUGGUGUUUGGAUGACUACAUCGUGCACAGUGACGGAACCAUAUGUUUGCAAGAGACCAGUUGUCCAUUAACCCUAAUCACUUCUUCUCAUCCUAUUUUCUGUCACAAUUAAGUUUCCUUGCCUCAACGAGAUUAAACUCUUUUGGCGUCUUUGUGUUUCAAGGUUGACUAACAAAUGUGAUAUUUUUUCUUCUAUUUCAUCAAUGCUCAAUCAUUAUCAACAACAAAUUAAAAUCUCAAACUGCUUGUCUCUAAUAAAUCAAAGAAUCCUUGAGAAUCAAAAUGCAACAGAAGUGACAGCUUGGGAAAUGUUUUGGUUUUUGAAUUGUAAUGUAUUUUAAAACCCACUAUUAAUUUCAAUAAAGUACAAGAAAAGCACCUGGAACGGUAGAAUAACAUACACGCGCGCGCGCACGCACACACACACACACACACACGCGCACGCACACACACACGCACACGCACGGGGGGAGUGAAAGCAGCGUCAUGUGACUUGUUUCACUUUGCGUUUGUGUGCAGGUGUUCAUUGACCAAAGCACACAUUUGCCAUAAAGGCUACCAUGGAGGAAUGUUCUUUUGUGUGUCUAACUAAAUGUGACUUUUACUUGAACUGAUUUAUCAAGAAUGGGCCUCAAUGGUACACUUACUGCUUAUCAGAUUGAUGUUCUCUCAACUGUAUAUUUGGUCUCAUUAGUUCCCAGCGUGGUUGGCAGCUGUUCUGUGCUGGUGGUUUCCAUGGUCAGAUGGAGGCAUCUGAAAGAACAGGUGCACCUUUUAGUUCAGCUGUCCCUGGCAGACCUUGCAGCUGCUCUGAUCCUGAUGUUCACCAGUGCCAUCAACAAAGUCGGUGCCAACAACAGUGUAACCAUUUGCCUAUACAGCUUGCCUCUGUCACUGACAUUUUACCUGAUCUCAUUCCUGCUGGUGGCAGUGUACGCAUGGAAGUCCCAAAACUCCAUCAAAGGUUGGCGAGCAACAGCCACUGAGGAUGAGGGGAAGCAGAGUGGCUUCAGAAGUAGACUGUUAUCUUUACCAGUCUACAUGUUUGUUUGGUUGAUCCCCGGUGCUGUUUACUUGGCGUACGUGCUAACACCUUUCAUCCGAGCCACUCCUUUGAUUCCUGACCCCCGAAGCACCAGCAUCCAGGACAAUGCUAAAUACUGCACCAGUUGUAUUUUGUUCAUGCACAUCUGGAUAGAUUCCUGCUCAGAUGUUGAGAUAAUCCAUGAUACUUUUAUGCGAGUCUUUAUCUUCCUGGUGGUGAUCCCUGUGAUGCUGUCAUGCUCUGUUAUUUACCAUAAGGUGGGAAAGUGGCACGAAGAGCACCAGCAGGCGGCCCUUUUCCCAGUGGAAGGUGACGGACUCUCUGGCAGGAGAUUGAAAAGUUCCUUCACCACAGCCAGGAACAUGGUCAUGGUCAUCUUGUUCUGUUGGGCACCAGCCCUCCUUGUCAUAUUGUUGUCAACGUUGGUGCUGUGGGCAGAUGUUGAGCAGCAGAGCCUGUUUGUCGCCUACACAAUACAGGCCGCCAGUGUCUCCUUACAAGGCUUCUUCAACAGUUUGGUGUACGCAUGGGGACGCCCCAACUUUACUCAGGCCGUCAUAGGGGAGAGCACACCCCUGGUGACGUACAGACACAUGGCCUUCUUCGACGAGUCGCUAAAUUGCGACAUCAGGCAUGACAACAAAACAUUCUUCAGCUAAAAUGCAACUCUGGCUGGACGCAAUUGAAGAACAGAUGGAGGAUGAACAAAGACUGAUGCCAUGUUGUCGCAUUGAAACUGCUGAGAUACGUUACAGCGGGAUCAAAAUCGUAUUUAUACUUAUGCUUACUUAAAUGACAUAAAAAGGUCACAGUCGUACCUCCCUGUCGUACGUUGGAACCACCCUCGCCUUUUGUUUUGUGAGACCUAACCCAAAGUGUGAGAACUUUACAUAAACCGGUUCCCAUUAUGUAGUCUGGCAUGAAUUGUUUUGUUUGCCUGCCUGACAACAAAAACUAUGAUUAAUCAAUGAACAUUUAUUAUUAAUGAAGAGGGAGAAAGAGAAUGAGAAAGAGUGUCAGGAAUUGUUGUAUUGUUGUAUUGUUUUAUGUUUACCUGGCGCUUGACACAUUAUCAUUUGUUCGAAGAGAAUAUGGUGCAGGAGUGCGAAGUAUGCCCCCGUCACCCAAAAAAAAACACAUGUUCAAAACCAAGUCAACAUGAUAUUUAAAUCAAACCUUCCCGCCCGCAGCAGGCUCUGAAUAAAGAUAGUACACUCAGCCCUUUUUAUAGAAGUGGAACAAUUUUAAGAAGCGGUCUUCUGGAUAACGAAGCUGCAAUCAAUGCAGACUAGGCAACUUAAAUGACAUGAAUAAAAUAUAAAUGCAUACAUACAUACAUAGUAGAUAAAUAAGUCUUCUAAAUAA
Molecule: messenger RNA, 2985 nt
Organism: Syngnathus typhle (broad-nosed pipefish)
Lineage: Eukaryota; Metazoa; Chordata; Actinopteri; Syngnathiformes; Syngnathidae
Exons: 17
Coding region: 1200-2279 (359 amino acids)
Biological process (GO): adenylate cyclase-activating G protein-coupled receptor signaling pathway
Cellular component (GO): plasma membrane
Molecular function (GO): G protein-coupled receptor activity
Source: RefSeq, a predicted model, not a curated record